Messenger RNA from Acromyrmex echinatior (Panamanian leafcutter ant), 1988 nucleotides. RefSeq lists its product as uncharacterized. Gene Ontology annotation, cellular component: plasma membrane. Gene Ontology annotation, biological process: protein localization to plasma membrane. Lineage: Eukaryota; Metazoa; Arthropoda; Insecta; Hymenoptera; Formicidae. The record is from RefSeq and is a predicted model, not a curated record.
UGUAUUAUAUAUUAUAUUGUUUGUACUAUUGCUUUCUAUUUUAUAUAUUUCUAUUUUUAAUGCCUAACAUUUCAUCUUUUAGGAGCUCCAGCUGUCACAGUUCUUUUAAAAUUUAAAAACUUUCAAAUUAACCCUAAGAAUGAUCACCGAUGAAGAACUUACACGGAGAAUGGAGACUAUCUCUGAGAGCUUCUCGUCCACUGUUUUGUAUUCCUCGACGCAGGAUAAGAUCCAGAAUAAGACUUUGAAUGAGAUAACGAUUAUCGUUAGAAAUGCAACAAAAAAGCAGUUGCAGUCUCGUCAUCCUCGCAUGCUCAUCACGUGUCUACUGAGAAUCCUAUUAUAUUACGAGAAUGUAUUUCACAUGAAUGGAUUUUGCGAUUUAUGGAAGCGUCGACGUAAGUUUAGAGUCGCCCGAGAUUGCUAUCAUGCUUUACUGAAAAGCUACUUGCCCGAAAGAUCACGGGAUGUCGUGGAGACCAUCAUGGAAGCCAUCUAUCACGAGCAACUCUGGAAAUUCGAGACUUUUUGUUUUCAAGUAAUAUACAGUCUGCUGGAUAUCAACUCUGUUAUUGCCGGACUGAUCAUCCAUUCAAUUUGGAAUAAAUUGACACUAACAGAAAUUGACAUCGAGGAUGCUCGUGGUAUUAUCAGGAUAUUAUAUGAGCUUUUGGACGUGUAUGUGUGGCCGGCAACGCAGGAUACAGUAGCAAUAAUAGAAAGGAUGCUCACGCUCUUUCACGCUAGCAUAAUCGCACGUUUGAACUCCCUUUCCUCUUCCUCUUCUUUACCACCUUCAUCACCAUCAUCGCCAUCGAUGCUUGCGAAUCUCAAAAAGGGUUUAGAAGUUUGCCUAAGAAAUAUUAUAAAACAUAUCUCGAACGAUCAGAUGCUAGUGGUUGUACAGCACUUGUGCUCAUGGACAGUGGCCGCAGGCACGACCGACGAAUUUGUUCUGGAGUUCGCCAGCUUGCUGGAAUUUAGUGCUUAUAUGCACCAGACGGAUCUUUAUGAGCAGACGCUCACACCGACAAUCUUUCCAUUGCUGAUGCGAAUGGUGGGCUCGUCCAGUCGGCUCAUCAGUCUACUAGGCAACCGAGUGCUGCAGUGGUUAAUGGACCGCCAAGACAACCGAGCGAUCUUCGAUACACCCAAGAUCUUCUUCGAACACACGCAUCUUGGUCUGCGCGUCGCGAAGUGUCGCAAAGAAGAUCAAUUGUUCUUUAAGUUGCACCGCGAAUUGCUACACGAUAGCCUGCUAAAGAGUCUAAUAAGCCACUCGGACUCACAGAUGAAUCUCGAGACGACAUAUUGCACGAUAUGUCUGAUUGCUGUUGAGGUACCCUGUGGCUUUACAGCUGCUGCUCUAGUCUGCCUCGCGAUGAAUAUACAGGAGAUCAUCCUGCAACAACAAAACAAUCGCAUGAAAGUAUAUUAUCAUAUACAUGCUAUGAUCAUCUCGAUUAUGUCCCUCAUCUGCUGGAUACACAAGGCUAAAGUCUUCUAUAGCUACGUGAAUAGAAUUGUGAUGGAAAGAGCGCAAUGGGCUCCACAUCUGAAUCCUCCCAUGAAAUCCCAAUACAACUUUGCGCUGCACCACGUUGUUUGGAACAAGCCGGAGCUAUUCUUCGUCGACUGGGAGGUGCGCUAUGGUCUCUGGAAAUGCUUCCAUCUCACCGAUAUCCAGAGCAACAUCCCGUUAAUCGUCUGACACAUUAAAUAAUAUGAUUUCUGGAAUAAAUCAGGAAUUCACAGAUCAUUCUAUUGCAUUUUGAAUUAAAGAAGAUUCAAAGAAAUAAAAAUCUAACGAAAUCAAGAGGCCAUGAGGGGUAUUUUUCUGUAUUUAACGAUUGAAGGAGGAAUGAAGAAUUAUAAUUCCAUAUAAAGAGGAAUUAUUAAUAGAAUUAAACGAUUAUUGUGUAAGAACUAUUCUCUUAUUAUUUUAUGUACGCUUAUUUUAUGAAACGCUUAUAGAAAAUUACAUUGAU